Molecule: messenger RNA, 2248 nt
Organism: Mus musculus (house mouse)
Lineage: Eukaryota; Metazoa; Chordata; Mammalia; Rodentia; Muridae
Gene: Ascl4
Product: achaete-scute family bHLH transcription factor 4
Exons: 1
Coding region: 1090-1524 (144 amino acids)
Biological process (GO): negative regulation of transcription by RNA polymerase II; epithelium development; animal organ development
Cellular component (GO): nucleus; transcription regulator complex
Molecular function (GO): DNA-binding transcription repressor activity, RNA polymerase II-specific; RNA polymerase II transcription regulatory region sequence-specific DNA binding; protein dimerization activity
Source: RefSeq, marked validated
CUUUCUCCUUGGGAUUGGGGCUCUCUUCUUUUCAAAUGUUGUUUUCCAGUCCUCUGGGGAGGAAAUAAACUUAAUGAUGAGUACAAUAGGAAAAUACUUCGUGCUAUGGGAAGAUAUUGUUAUAUCCUGAGUGGGAUUAGAAGAGGUUGGGAGGCAGGACUAAAGGUGUGUUUACAGUAAGCACUCCGAGAAAUAACUGGCUAAAAGUGUUUGUUACUGUUCGGGCUUUUGAUGUGUUUUUACAGAGCAGCAGAAGCACAAAGGGCCCCGCGUUAAACAUACCUUAGAACACAAUGUGCGGAUCCUUACAUUCGAUGCUAAAGUACAUAUAUUUUGUUCUUGAUUCCUUUGAAAAGUGUCUAAUUUGGUUUUUAAAGAUUCUAUUUCGCAGAAGAAAACCUCGGGCUUCCCCGGAGGUCCAAGGAGGACUUGACACAUCGUCUAACCACAAGAGAGCAGUCUUCCCUUUGAUGAGCGCUUCUUCUCCACCUCCCCAGAAAUGAAAGAGCAGAGAGGUAUGUUUGCAAACACUCUGAAAGCUCUUUCCAUCAGACCUGAACGCCGGAAACCACAAAGGGCAGUCAAGUUUGGAUUUUCAAGGAGAACGCCGGAGUAAACUUUCGCUCUGUUGGCCAGCCGAUCAGCCAGUGCCUGGGGAGGCUCUCUGCUCAAUUCCUGAACAAGUUCGGGCUCCCGGAUAGCCACACUUGCUGACCCAAGGAGUGAAUUACAACAAUUGGGCAGCUUUGAAAGAUCAAUCUGCUUAGAGUGCGACCGUCUAUCCAGGCUGGGAACCCUAUGUUAACUCUUAAACUAAGAUCAGAGGAAGCACAUGGAUACAAGCGUUGAUGAGGCGAGCCCUCUAUCUUUGCCCCUUCUUCUCUGAAGCUUUAUAAAGACCCAAGAAGAGCAACCUGCUUCGGAAAUCAUGCAAAGUUCACUCCAAGUGUGCUCAGGUACCUAACUUCUGGACCUAGAAACUUCUCCAGAGACAGACCGGGAAGUCUGGAUGGACCAGAAUCUCCGCUACGACAGCUUCCAGUCUCGUCUUCAAGGUGAGAGAGUCAUCUGCGUGCUUUUUCGCAGAGAAUGGAAAAACGCAGAUCGGCCGGACUGCUUGCCCUGCCGUCCGCGCUACGUACAGCGCCGCUGGGCGCGCUGCCCGGGAGGGAGCCCUGCAGGGUCUCGGUGCGCCAGGAUGCCGCGGACUGCGCGCGGAGACGGCCGUACUCGUCCCUGCCGCUUGGGGGCGUCGCCGAGCCCGCCUUUUUGCGCCAACGCAACGAGCGCGAGCGGCAGCGCGUGCGCUGUGUGAACGAGGGCUACGCGCGCCUCCGCCAGCACCUGCCGCGCGAGCUGGCGGGCCAGCGGCUCAGCAAGGUGGAGACGCUGCGCGCCGCCAUCAGCUACAUCAAGCAACUGCAGGAGCUGCUGGAGCGCCACCGGCCGGACUGCAACAGCGAUGGCGAGUCCAAAGCAUCCUCCGGAGCCUCGCCCUGCAGCGAGUCUGAGGAGCGUAGCUAGCAGCAUCCUAGCCCACUGGGCUUUCAUGGUUGCUUCUCCGGGCCUAGAUCUUUAAAACAAAACCAAAAACCAGAAAACAACUAAGUGCUUCUGGAUCUAGGAAAGAAAGGUAAUUGAAUGUUUAGAGAGUUUGGUUUUUUUUUUUUUUUUUUUUUUUUGUCCCCUUUCACCUUCAUUGGUUCCGAGUUUGCAGCUUAAAAAUGCUUAAGGAAACUCAAUUCUCGUAUUUUUGAAGCACAGAAGGGCCAUCUCAAAUCUAUGCGGUGAUUUUAAAAACACAAAGGACUUUAAGAAACCUUAGCCAGAGAAGAAACACACACACACACACACACACACACACACACACACGAGACAGUCCUUCACGCGAGAGGAACAUUCUCACUCAUUCCUUCCAAUUGGGAAAUGCACUGGAAAUCUCAACACCUCACUGAGGGUAGGACACUCCAUAAGACAUUUGUGGAGCAUCUGCUGGACCUGAACGUCGCUGUGCUAAAAAGGACAAUGCUUGACCUAUCUUGCUUCGUCCGCAAGAGGUAGAUCGGAAACUUUAGCAGCUAAUAAAGUGCCGCGAAGUUAAUGAUCUUUUUGGAGGAGCUCUGAAUGGCCAUCUUCUCUCCCGGUUUCUGCCCACUGUUUCUCUUGCCCUUUUGUCUAUGUGUUCCCCUGUACAGUUCUCAUCCCGUCUAACCUUUGCUUGGAAAAAAUAAAAAAGCAAGUAUGCUUA